UUAAACCAUCAAAACUGCAUGCAUAUUUCCUCUUCAAUAUUAGUCGGCGAGCUUUACGUGUGUAUAUUAUACAAACAUCAAUUUAUCGAAAUACGUGUUUGAGUGAGCUGUGUAUGUAUAUCGCGAAUAAUGAGUAGUGACAGUAGUAAAGUUUCAAAUGCCCUUGGAGGCAAGAGUGCAAGGGCAUGCGACAGCUGUUUGGUGAAGAGGGCUCGUUGGUUUUGUGCAGCUGACGAUGCUUUUCUUUGCCAAUCGUGCGAUGCUUCUGUGCAUUCGGCCAAUCAGUUGGCUAGUCGACACGACAGGGUUCGCCUUGACAAAACCUCUAAUGCUUCACCACCUGCAAAUGCGCCAGCCUGGCAGCAAGGCUUCACUACACGAAAGGCCAGAACCCCUAGACAUGGGAAGCCGACGACGAAACGUCUGCUUCAUGAAUAUCCACCGGCCAAUCAGCUGCUUCCACCUGUCCCGGAGAUUGACGCUCACGAAGACCCUUUUGCGGAGGAGGACAACGAAGGAGGCCAGUUUCUACUCUAUAGGGUUCCGGUUUUCGACCCUUUUGGCCAAGACUUCUUUAAUGAAGAAGAUGCUAAUAAUAUGCUUCCGGAGCACGAGGAUGAUGCUGAAGGGUGUCUUGAUUUGAAUCUUGCAGAGCUUUUGGGUAGCUGCGACGAGGAUCUGUUUGCAGCCGAUGUUGACAGUUUACUAAUUGAUGAAGAGGAUUGUUCUAAUAUUAAUAUUGGUCUAUUUGAUCAUCAGGAUGAUCAAAACAAGGGCAUUAUUAUUAAUGAUGAAUUCGUAGAUGGCGCAAAAAGAAUGAAGGUUGAAGAUGAUGUCAUAGCAGCAUGUAAUAAUUACGAGGCGGGAGAAAAGACAAAAUCUGAGGAGGAAGACAUGAGCAGCAGAAGUGAAUCACAUAAUAAUAAUAAUAUGUUUCUAAGGCUAAAUUAUGAAGCAGUAAUCGCUGCUUGGGCUACAAAAGGUUGCCCAUGGACAAACGGAACUCCACCGCAGUUCGACAAUCUUGAUCAAUUCAUGGAUGAAUGGUCGGGAGGAAGCUCGGAAUGGUGUGGAGGAAGAAUAGGAGGGAAUAAUAAUAAUAAUAAUAAUAAUAACAAUGAUGCAGAAAGAGAAGCAAGAGUGUUGAGAUAUAAAGAAAAGAGAAGGACAAGGUUGUUUUCUAAGAAGAUUCGUUACCAAGUUAGGAAGUUAAAUGCAGAGAACAGACCAAGAAUGAAGGGUCGUUUUGUUAAGAGGCCAACCGCCUUUUCUGCUUCUAAUAAUUCCUUACCUUAUAACUUGUUACAUCAAUAAAUUGAACAUGCAUGUAUGUAUAAUGUCUGUACGUUCCAGAAUAUAUAGCAGACAAUUGCAUGCAUGUCUGUAUAUUGCAGAUUGGAUUGAUAAUGUACUAUGGUCGUUUGGAA
This is a messenger RNA of Erythranthe guttata (spotted monkey flower), 1427 nucleotides long. The record is from RefSeq and is a predicted model, not a curated record. NCBI's taxonomy places the organism in Eukaryota, Viridiplantae, Streptophyta, Magnoliopsida, Lamiales, Phrymaceae.